Lolium rigidum is the source of this 1179-nucleotide messenger RNA. Its product is annotated as NAC domain-containing protein 105-like. The record is from RefSeq and is a predicted model, not a curated record. Lineage: Eukaryota; Viridiplantae; Streptophyta; Magnoliopsida; Poales; Poaceae. The transcript has 5 exons. Bases 91 to 1179 code for a protein of 362 amino acids. Gene Ontology annotation, biological process: regulation of DNA-templated transcription. Gene Ontology annotation, molecular function: DNA binding.
UUGACACAAGAACAACAAGGGCAUAGAAGUGUCACUGCUGUGCCAUGAAAUUCGUCGACAAAGGGACAGGGCGGUAGUGGGGGCGAUCAUAUGGACUCCAUGGAAUCAUGCGUCCCUCCUGGGUUCAGGUUCCACCCCACCGACGAGGAGCUCGUCGGCUACUACCUCCGCAAGAAGGUUGCCUCACAGAAGAUCGACCUCGACGUCAUCCGCGACAUCGAUCUCUACCGCAUCGAGCCAUGGGAUCUCACAGAACAUUGUGGGAUCGGGUAUGAGGAGCAGAACGAUUGGUACUUCUUCAGCUUCAAGGACCGCAAGUACCCGACGGGGACGAGGACGAACAGGGCCACCAUGGCCGGGUUCUGGAAGGCGACGGGAAGGGACAAGGCAGUGCACGAGAGGAGCAGGCUCAUCGGCAUGAGAAAGACGCUUGUCUUCUACAAGGGCAGGGCUCCCAAUGGACAGAAGACCGACUGGAUCAUGCACGAGUACCGCCUCGAGACAGACGAGAACGCGCCGCCGCAGGAAGAAGGAUGGGUGGUGUGCAGGGCGUUCAAGAAGAGGACGGCCUACCCAAACCGGGGCAUGGUGGAGAGAUGGGACGCCAACUACUCCUACCACGAGGGCAAUGCCAUGGGUGGCGCGGCCGCGGCGUUCGUCAACCCCAAUAUGACGGUGCAGAUGGGCAGGAGCGCGCGCUUCAAGGAGGAGGCGGAGCAGAUGGACGGCGCCGCCGCCCUCCUGCGGUACACCUCCAACCACCUCGUCGAGCUGCCGCAGCUCGAGAGCCCGUCCGCGCCGCUCCCGCGGAAGAAGGCCUCGGCCGAGCAGGAGGAGGAGGAAGACGCCGUCGACGCUGGCCGCAGGCGGCGACCCGGAAAGACCGCCCGGGUCGACAAUGAGACCACCACGGACUGGAGGGCGCUGGACAAGUUCGUCGCGUCGCAGCUAAGCCCUGCGGAGUGCGGAGCUCUGGAGGGAAAUCCAGCGUCGUCUACCGCGGCGGCAGUCUGUGCGAGCUCACAGGCGCAGCUGGAUCACCAUGACGACGAUGACAUGGCCGCAUUGUUGUUUCUCAACAGCGACGGCAGGGAUGAAAUGGAGAGGUGGACCGGGUUGUUGAGCUCGGCCGGCACCGGCGUUGACGGCGACCUCGGGAUCUGCGUGUUUGAUAAAUGA